Molecule: messenger RNA, 1951 nt
Organism: Chelonoidis abingdonii (Abingdon island giant tortoise)
Lineage: Eukaryota; Metazoa; Chordata; Testudines; Testudinidae
Source: RefSeq, a predicted model, not a curated record
GUUUCCUAAUGCAACCAGAGCCUGGAGAAAAGGGAACUGCACUGGGCCUGGCCGUGUGAAGAGUUAAGGAGCGAGUGGUGAGCGCAGGAAGGCGUUGCUCUGUGGUUGUGGGGCGUCUUGCUGAGUCAAUUGCAGAACCCAGCCCCAGCUCACACCGGACAGUGCGUCUCCGCCGAACAGCCAGAUCGGAGCGAUCGCCGCUGCCUUUGCAAUCCCAGCCCCAGCGAGGCAGCAAUUGGACUCGUGCGGGGGCUUCUUGGCUUGACCCCGCUGGCCAGGAUGAAGAUGUGGCUCAUGGCCAGCCUGCUGCUGCUCCUCAGGGCUGAAGGCGCAGAGGCGCUGGCUGAACCUGAGUUGUGCUACGUUCUGGACGCCGUCUUGUUCACCUAUGGCAUCAUCCUCACAGUGCUCUACUGCCGCCUGAAGCUCCGGGUUCGAAAAGCAUCAAAAGCCGUCCCCAGCGCAGCCUAUAGCUGGGUUUAUGCCUUCCCCCUCCGGGGCACCUUUCGCCAGCAUUAAAAGCACACACACAUAUAAAAAGACAAGAGCAAAGCUGGAGGGGGCAAAGCCCUGGAGGAGUUGCUGUAGAGUGUCCCAUGCUGGCUGGUGCAUGGGCCAGGUAGGAUAUUUCUCUCCUCCUCUCACCUGAGCAAGGUGAAACAGAGCCUGGAGUGGAAACCCUUGAGCAUUUUGCAAACCCUCGUUUCCAUCCCCUUGGGCUGGUGAACGUGGCUCAUGGUGCCCGGUGCCCACCUGCCUAGGCAUUCCCCAUUCUCAGACUGGAAGUGGUUUGUAAACCUUCAGCUAAUGUGGUCGUGUCCCUGGUUUGAACCAGCCACCCUGAUGUGUCUGAAGGCAGGUUGUGCUCAGGGUGUCUCCCUCUCUUUGGAAGCCGGGAAGUUUCCUGAGAAAUCCGGCCAGAGAUUUGGGACUCCUAUCCCCCCGGAGAAGAAUCUAAGCUUUUGGAGAAGCCACCAAGUGGUUCCAAACAUCCUGAGGCUUGGGUGCCCCUGGCUGCAAAAUGAGCCCCAGCCUGAUUGGGGAAGCUGCUGAUGCUGGCUGUUUGAGCUAAGAAGAUAGCGCAGGCACUGGAAUAGAGCACGCACAGCAGUAGCCACCCUAUUAGCUGUGUGAGAAUAAACCACCUAGUACCAUGCGCACCCCAUACCAAAGGAAAUGGAGAGGCCUCCUGGAAUGGGCAGUGUGGAGGGUUUAUAGCAAACAUUUCAUGCAAGACAAAGCUGAUUUCCUUUUGCAUGCAAGUAUGAAUUUCCUGGGUCAAGAGAAUGCAGCAGAGGAUGGAUUUCAGUGCAGUGUUUGACACAUCCUCUGUCAAAAUCUUCCUUGAAAAGGCCAGGUAAACUGGCAUGGAGGUGGCACUGUCACGUGGACUGAAAACUGGCUAAAGGGGUUAAAACAGGCACAUGAUUAAAAGCAAUGGGCUGGGGGAGGAGGCAGGGAUCAGUGCUAUUUAAUACCGUAAUGGUCCAGAGGAAGAGGGCAAAGGGCACAGGACUGCGAUGCAUAUUGAUACUAAGUGGGGAGCAACUGUGAGGCCACAGGAGGCAGAAGAAAAAUAGUGCAGACCUCCUGGGCUGGGAGAGAAUCACCCAACGCUCAGAUAGCGUGAGUGAGAGAACGCAGGGGAGCUGCCCUGCUGUGGGGUGCCCGCCAGGGGGGUGCAGACGGGAGCUUGCAAUGCUGGCAUGAUUUUGAGCUGUGAGGCAGGAGGCACAGCUGGGAGGCGAUAUGUUCUUUCAUGACCAGUGGCGAGAGCAACCCCUCAAUAUACGAUAUGGCAUUGUACGCACCUCGGUGUCAUGGAGAUCCUGGCAAAGAGGCUCGUUCGAAGAGGAGUGGGGCCUGGAAGCAUUAAUGGCUGAGUGCGGCUGAGCGAACUCCAUCUGUCCAGUGUGGCUAGUGAGGGGCAGGGGAACAAACGACAGGUGAA